Neoarius graeffei (lesser salmon catfish) is the source of this 1128-nucleotide messenger RNA. RefSeq names its product colony stimulating factor 1b (macrophage) (gene csf1b). Bases 144 to 986 code for a protein of 280 amino acids. The record is from RefSeq and is a predicted model, not a curated record. Gene Ontology annotation, cellular component: membrane. The transcript has 8 exons. Gene Ontology annotation, molecular function: cytokine activity; growth factor activity. Lineage: Eukaryota; Metazoa; Chordata; Actinopteri; Siluriformes; Ariidae.
CUCUGCUCUCAUACGGACUAAAACUUUACCAAUCAAUUGCUCUGUGCUUUCAAAAUGGUCUUUUCUUUGACUUGAAACUCAACAGGCUUUCAAUGUGCUCAAAUGCAUCUACGUGAAGAACAAAACUUUCACCUGCUGGAUCCAUGAGCCAGAUGACCCUUUACACCUCUGCCCACAUUCUCCACCAAACCCAGGUGAAGAGUGUGUGUGUUCUUGUGCUCCUGUAUAUUCCUCUGUCUAUGAUGGACAUCCCUGGACCAUGCAGGCACUCCAUAACUAAAGAUCACCUGCUCCAGAUAAGUAAUCUAAUCAAUAACCAGCUGAGGAAUGGAUGUUCAAUAUCCUACUUGUUUAUUGAGAAGAGACACAUGAGCUCAGUGUGCUAUGUAAAGGCGGCUCUUCCACAUGUGCUGGAUUUGCUGAGUACCCACUUCAGAUAUUCCCGAGGCACAGAGAACGCUCUGUCAGUCCGUUCUCUACAGAACCUCAUACACAACAUCUACUCGCAGCACUGUGUGCCACCGCUUAAUGAAGAAUUCGAGGAGGACCCAGUGGCAUUUCUGAAGCAGUUCACAGAUUCCCCUGUUCAAGCCUUACAGAGAGUCAAGGAAGUGCUGGAUAUCUACCUCCAGCUCAUCACACAAACACACACAACUGUGGACUGGAGCUGCACAGUGGAAUACAGCAACUACACAACUGUUGUCCUUACAGAGCUGCCCAGCACAUAUAGUACAGAGACCACACUUGUGAUGCUGGGACAGAAUAAGCAGGACUCGUCUGAUUUGAGUUUCUAUAAACUGGGCUUCGUCGUGUUAGCAGUGAGUGGGGGAAUCGUCCUGCUCAUCAUUGUCUCUUACCUCAUACACAGAAAGAGAAAGAGAUUUUAUCCACUUCAGAGACAAGACAUGGAUCUAGACACAUGGUCCAACGUCAGUCAUUUGGAUUUCUGCUCAACAGCUUUUAAUCGAACGGAUCUGAUAAUCUGAAGAUUUUGCCAACUCCAAACUGCACGCCUUACCUUGUAAAUUUGAGAUUUAUGUUUUCACAAAAAAAAAAGCACAUCUUUGUAUAAUCAAAGUUACAUGUUAAUGGUCACUGUCUACACAAACUUUUACAACGUUGUAUAAA